Messenger RNA from Aspergillus nidulans FGSC A4, 1707 nucleotides. RefSeq names its product MFS transporter. The coding region runs from base 1 to 1707 and encodes 568 amino acids. The record is from RefSeq and is a predicted model, not a curated record. The transcript has 2 exons. Gene Ontology annotation, biological process: ascospore wall assembly; intracellular polyamine homeostasis; amino acid export across plasma membrane. Gene Ontology annotation, cellular component: membrane; plasma membrane. Gene Ontology annotation, molecular function: citrate transmembrane transporter activity; transmembrane transporter activity; efflux transmembrane transporter activity. Lineage: Eukaryota; Fungi; Ascomycota; Eurotiomycetes; Eurotiales; Aspergillaceae.
AUGCAGGAGAAGAGUGUUGUACGAACUCAGAGCCCGGAACGGUCCUAUGAGGCCCAGGAUUCUACGCCGAUCUCGAACUACCAGGAUGAUCUGCACUCCCUCUCCUCAUCGCAGAACUCAGAACACUCAGAACCAGAACACGCAACAACGCCAGGCAGAGAUGCGGAGGACCAAGUUCCAGCGAAAUCCGCGCUGGACUCGGAAUCAGAAGAAGCCAUGAAGGUAGUCCCGCGGCUCUCGCGCCGCGGCCUCUUUGGCCAAAUCACCCUGCUGGAGGAGAUCGAAAACCCAAAGUGCUACCCGCGCAGUAAGAAAUGGUUCAUCACCUUUGUCGUCGCAGUUGCGGGCUCUGUCGCGCCAAUGGGGAGUUCGAUCUUCUUUCCUGCGCUUUCACAAGUAGCAGACGAGCUCAACGCUACGACAACAGUCACGAAUCUGACAAUCUCGCUGUACAUGCUGAGCAUGUCUAUUUUCCCGCUGUGGUGGUCGUCAUUCAGUGAACGGCUUGGAAGGCGGACGAUUUACAUAGCCUCAUUCGCGCUCUUCGUCGUGUUUAAUGUCCUCUGUGCAGUUUCGAGCUCAAUUGCUAUGCUUAUUGUCAUGAGAUUGCUUAGUGGUGGUGCUUCGGCGUCUGUUCAGGCUGUUGGUGCAGGCACAAUUGCUGAUAUAUGGGAUACGCGGGAGCGAGGGCGCGCUAUGGGGAUAUUCUAUUUGGGACCUCUGUGCGGGCCAUUGAUUGCACCUAUCGUGGGAGGAGCACUGGCGCAGCGGUGGCACUGGCGAAGCACAAUGUGGUUCUUUAGCGCGUAUGGCGGUGUCGUCGUCGUUCUCAUUCUUCUUGGUCUUCCAGAGACGCUGUCCGGUGCGAACCAGAAACCACUUAUGCCACCUGCUGAUCCCGCCUCGACAACAGAAGAGCCACUUUCCCGCCGCGCCUCCCGCGUCUCCUCCGUACAGACCCAAGUCUUUGGUACGACAGCCCGUUGGCUCAAGCUCAUCAAAAUAAUCUUCCUCGAUCCUCUCAAGAUCAUCCUAUAUCUGCGAUAUCUCCCCGUGCUGCUCACAGUUUACUACGCUGCCAUAACCUUCGGCUCACUGUAUGUGUUGAACGUCAGCAUUGAGAAUAGUUUUGGUAAAGAACCCUACAACUUCGAUACGUUGAUCGUAGGCCUCCUCUACAUUCCGAAUUCCCUGGGGUAUGUGGUGUCGAGUAUAUUCGGCGGGCGCUGGAUCGACAAGAUCAUGGUGCGUGAGGCAAAGAAGGCGAAUAGGUAUGAUGAAAAAGGGAACCUGAUCUUCAGACCCGAAGAUCGCAUGCGGGAGAAUGCAUGGCUGGGUGCGCUACUCUACCCAGCUGGACUCAUCUGGUAUGGGUGGACGGUUGAUAAAGGGGUUUUUUGGCUUGCGCCGAUGAUAGCAAACUUUUUCUUUGGCAUUGGCUCAAUGCUAAUUUUUAGCAUGGUAACAACCAUGCUGACGGAAUUCAUGCCAAAGAAAUCCUCCGAGGGCGUUGCGCUAAAUAACUUCACACGCAAUAUCUUCAGCUGCGUCGGUUCGUUUGUGACUGCACCCAUCAUCGGCGCCAUCGGGAACGGCUGGCUAUUUACAAUCAUCGGGCUCGUGGCAUUCGCGAGUAGCGGCGUUAUUGUUGUCAUGAGGGUUUUUGGGCCAAGGUGGAAGGAGGGAAUGGAUCGGUUGAUGCAAUAA